Brassica rapa (field mustard) is the source of this 13163-nucleotide messenger RNA. RefSeq lists its product as uncharacterized. Lineage: Eukaryota; Viridiplantae; Streptophyta; Magnoliopsida; Brassicales; Brassicaceae. The record is from RefSeq and is a predicted model, not a curated record.
UUUUUAAGUAUUUAUAUAUUUAUUAUAAUCAUAAAUUUCACAUUCCAAAAAUCCUACCCCACCCCUCAACUCUAAACCCUAAGUCUAGAUUAGUUAACCCUAAGGGUAUAAUUGUAUUUUACCCUUCAUUAAAAGUGAUGGUAAAAAUGGUUAGUGUAAACAUGAAAAGUGGUACUAUGAAUGUGGUAUUUGUGGCAAUUUCCCAAUCCUAAACCCUAAACCCAAACUAUAAACCCAAACUAUAAACUCAAAUCCUAGACCCUAAACCCAAACCGUAAAUUCUAAACCCAAACCCAAAUCCUAGACCAUAAACCAAACUGUAAACCUUAAACCCAAAUUCAAACCUUUUGGGUUUAGGGUUUACGGUUUGGGUUUAGGGUCUAGGAUUCAGGUUUAGGAAAUAGGGUUUGGUUUUAGGGUUUAUGGUUUAGGAUUUGGUUUUAGGGUAUAUGGUUUGGGUUUAUGACCUAGAGUUUGGGUUUAGGAUUUAUGGUUUAAAGUUUGGGAUUUAGGGUUUAGAGUUUGAGAUUUAGGCAGUAAGCAUAACCAUGAAUGGAGACAAUCAACAAUGAACCUUAUUUGUGUUUAGUUUAUUGAUCUAAACACCCAAACACCCUAGACUAAGCAAACAGCUUACUCAGCCAUGGACAGAGAAAACAUAGAGAUAACAGAUGAAAAAAACAUGUCUGAAUCAAUAAUAAAAAGCAAAGAGUAUUUAGAAAUCUUCUCCAAAGGAUGUAGAGAUUCUUCUCCCUUAACAAGAGUACAAGUUUUUCUCUCUCCCAAAAUCUCUCUAAAAGUAACGUAAAAUGUCUAAAAUAAUAAGAAGAGAUAAAUAUGCAUGUCUAUGGCGGCGUAGGAGUAAAAAGAGGGAACCCUAGGUAAAAUCCCGAAAUAUUAGAAGUUUCCUUAAAAAUCUCUGCAGCUGGAAUAGGCACUCAAGUUGCUCCGCUCGAUCGGGAAUAGUCACUUCAGACUGUUCUGCGUGAAAAUCACCAAAUUGCAGUGUUUUAUGCCUCUUUUGCUCCAAAUGGUCCAUCUUCUAUCCAAUCCAACUCCAGACCUGUAAUGACUCGAAGUACUAGAAAUACUCGAUAAAGACUCAAAAACACUUUAGAAAACAUUGUUAGAAUGUAUCAAAAACACAAUAUAUCAAUUCCCCCAUACUUAGAUUCUUGUUUGUCAUCAAACAAUGCCAAGUAUCAAGAACAUGGAGAAAUGUUUGAUAGUGUGAGAACUCUCUUAUUCUCAGCAACCAUACUUUAACCGCGAAUCUCUGAACCAUACAAGCAGUAAAACUAGGACAACACACCCUUACCGGUACUCCACUGACUGAUGUUCAAAAAUCGGCUCCAUACUCUACAUCUCAAACUUAAAAAAAAAGACAAAACUCCCUACAUUCAUUUAAGAGUAUUCUCAUCACAUAUACUAUUCAGGGUAUACGGUCUAGGUGUAAAACAUGCUAUUUAAUGGUGGAGUUAAGAGUGUUUAAAGACUACCAUUUUAUUGUAGAGGAUGCAUGAUAUCGCACAAAAUGGCAAGAGAGGAUAAAUCAAUUGAUGUCCACAUCCUCUUCUCAUUUUUGCUUCCUCUGGAACGACUGCUCCGUUUUGGAUCAGCCAUAUGCCUGGUCAGAUCAUCUGCCUGCUCUCCAAUCUUUCACCUUGGUACCCACUCUUUUUCUUUACCUUUACAGUAACUCAUGUUUCUUUGAUUUCUUCCCCUUAUCCAUCACCUUAUUAUCGUUUUUUUUUAAUAUUGAUAUGGAGAUGUGACGAAGAAUGAGGUAAUACAUGAUGAUUCUCAGUGCCACUGGUGGUUCUGAUUUUGCAACCAUUCUGGUUCUCCACCCCUGCUCUUGUGCAGUUCGUUGGUUAUGAAGCGGUUGCUCCCUUAAUCUGUUUGUUCUUCUUUUUGACUAAAUUUUGCAACAGUAACAAGUAGGAGGCUGCGUUAGUCCUUUCCUCAAUGGUUUUUUUUGCACAUAUCUGCACAUAUGACACUGAAAAAACAAAUUCAUGAAGGUGGAAUAAAGGCUAAGGUGCAGGGUGGGAACUAGCUAAAGCUGAGCUAGCCACUCAGGAUCAGCAAAAUGGAUAAAAAUGAUAAGAAAUCCUGAGUGUCUUCUCGUUUCUCAGAUCUAAUGCCCAUAACAAAAAGAAUUUCAGUCAAGAUUAGGUGCAAGUUAGGUGGAGUUAAGUCUACCCAGUGUAACCUGAUCGGUUGUGAACUUCUGGAGAAUCAAGUGAGAUAUGUUAGGGUGUUCCAGGUCCACAUGUGUGUCUUUUACCACUGUUAAGGUCACUGAAUAAGCUAACUAAAGCACGAAGUGAUUAGUGAUCAACACGGAAAAAGAUCCUAAUUUCCACAAAUUUUUGACUGACUCAAUCCUAAAAACUGACUCAAACUGACCCAAAAGAAAAAACAAAAAAAGAAACGAGUAAGUAAACGACAAAAACCCUCCCCCAGACUUACUUCACAACGUAUCUGGUGUGAAAAUAAAUCAGAGAAAAUGUGAAAACAAGAAUAAACUUUUUUUCUGUGAGAUACUUACCUGAGUGGAGCGAGCGCUCCAAGAAAAUUAUGGGUGUUCCAUCACCAGAUCUCCGCCUGGAGCAGUGGCUCCUUCAGCAAUCUAGAAUUUUUAAGUAUCUCGGAUUUUUCUGCUUUUUGACCUGAGACUCAAUAAACUAAACUGAAAAAUAAGCAAACAAAAACAAAACCAAGUUAUAUUUACACUUACCAGUAGGUUGCCUCUCACCAAGUGAUUGGUUUAAGUCACUAGCUUGACUUGGUGACACGGAUCAGUCGGAUUGAACAUUAGGGCUUGUUAUAAAACAAGCUCCACAAUCAGACAUGUUCAGUUUCAGGACUCUGCUCAACAAUCCUUUUAUAGCAAGUUCCCCUUUCUCCUUAAGCUCAUAUGUGCGAAUAGCUCUGACUUUAGAAAAAAGUUUAGAGGUACCCUUACACUUUUCUCAUGCUCAAUGGAUUUCUCAUCACACUUCCGCGGAAUCAAAGUCAUUGUAGGGCUUCCCUUGACCCUUUUCUUCUGGACUUUUAUUUUCACUUAUGUAUUCUCACUGAGUUUCUUAGUAUCAGUGUGAGAAUUUUCAUUCAGAAAUUCUUUGAUCUCACUCUUGUCACCUAGCUCUUUCUUAGGAACAAUUUUCAGCUGCUCUCCACUAACCACUGAUAUGCAAGAGGCGUAUCGGAUUUGUGAUCUGGUUGGAACAACUUUUUAGAAAACCUCCUUGUUGAUGUUGGAGAAGGAGACUCUCUUAUUAGGUAGGUCGAUGAUUGCUUCCACUGUACCCAUAAAUGACCUUCCAAAGAUCAAAUGCAUCUCAUGAUCCUUGCUCAUCUCAACAACCUGAAGUUUGGUAUGGAGCAUACAGUCCCCUACUUGGACAUGAAGAUUGCAAAUGGUGCCAUAAGGGACUGUUGUGGAAGAGUUUCCAAAAGCCAGAAUCACCAGAGAAGGCUCAACAUCAACAAUGCCCAGUUCGUCCACAAUUGCUUUGGAGACAAGAUUCACACUAGACCCGGACUCACAAAGAGCUUCCUUGAAUUUUACUCCAGGAAUGGAACAUGGAAAAGCAAACUUUCCAGGGUCAUUAACCUUAGGCAAUAUCUUCAGUGAUGGUGCCAAUGCUUUAGUAAAAAGAGCCUUAAUUUCCUUACGAAGUUCUUGCAAUGUUUGAAGAACAUAUGCAAUGGUCGAAUCUCCCAAGCAUGUUCAAAUGAAAUCUCUUGAGGAAGCCUUCUCACCAUCUUCCUAAAACCAGCCAGCUGCUCUGCACUAAUGGGAUCCAUCAGAUGUUUAUGCGGAAUUGGAUAGGAAACCUUAAGAACAUAGAUUCGCACUGGUGGAGUCUCAGUAGGUUCGCUAGGAGCAGUCGCUCCAGAGCUAGCAGAGUGCUAUGUGUUCACUUAUACGCCUAAAACAGUCUUAGUGAACGGCAACUUUAUUGGGUUACAAUGUUCACCAAGGUGCUAACCACUACUACUUUAAAGAAGUUAGUUCACUUUAUCGGAGUGUGUUAUCUCAGAGAUCUUGACGUAUGUACAUAUGAGAGGAAGUCAUACGCGCUGCACCCUUUGUCCCUUAAUCAUGGUUUUUUUCAUUGGAUUUUUCUGGUAAGAUUUUUAACGAGGCAACACCUAUGACGUUUUGAAAGUACUUCAGGGACAUCAAGGAGAAGUGUUAUGAAUAUUAUGUGAUGUCCAUAUAAAAAGUUUUAGAUUUACUUGAUUGUCAAGUCUACUUGUUUUUCAUGUUAUACUUUGUUCCUAAGCUAUUGUAAUUUUAUAUAAAAAAAAUCAUUGUUCAUUGAAUAAAAUACACCAAUUCAUUUCUUCUUUUCUCUACUUAUAACAAAAUUCAUAUAAGCGCGAUGCAAAGCAAUUUCUAUCUAACUAUAAUGUUUUUUUUUCUAAGACAAACUCUAGCUAUUAAUGUUAGCAUUUCAUAAGCAUGCAUAUUAUAUAGUCAUGAUUAUAUAUUCUCCAUAAAGGAGACCGUAUUGAUUUUCUCCACCACUUUUUCUUCUUUUCACUUUCCUAAGGUGAUAUUUAUAAAUUAUAAUGUGUGUGUAUAUGUGAUUUAAAGCCGAAAUUAAUCUACACUCCGGAUAACAUAGAAAAAAUGAUUAAAAAAUGUCGAUAUAGUAUCAACCGUCGAAGAUAGAACUAAGAAAGUGAUGCCUCCCUAUAAAUAGAUGUGGAAACAAAGACAAAUCCUUUCUAGAAAUGUUAAAACAAGAAAAGCUAAUUUUACCUUCAUUGAUGAGGCAUCAGCAUGUGUAUGUGCCCUUUUGGGGAAACAAUAAAUUAAUUUUGUGUAUAACACAUCGAAAAUUUCGUGACAAGAAAGUGAUGACAGAAGGUACUUGUGUAUGGUCUGUUAAUUAGGUGAGCAGCAGCCGACCUAGAGAGAGAAAAAGUAUAUAUAGGAAGAGAGACUAGGGUUUUAAAUUUUAAAUUUGGAGAAAUAGCACAGAGAGAUGAGUUUUUAUGGUUUGGUGAUCGUGCCCAUCAUUUUUCACUUGUUUUCUGUGUGUUUUAACGGUUUGUUAUUUAAGACAUCGUACUAUAUGUUUUACCCCCAUUACAUUUCCCUCAAGUACUUAUCAUAUUCAAGUUAUAAGAUUAUCUUCUUCUUCUUUUUGCAAACAAGUUAUAAGAUCAUCGAUUAAUUUACUUGUAGCACAUUAGUAAAAGUCCAACAGAACAAAUUCAAGUUUGGAAAGUCAACAUUGAGACGGGCAUAAUUACAUACUCACACAUAUAUAUGUCGAAUCAAGGCCGGGAUAAUGUUUUUUUUUCUUUUUGCUAAAAGGGCCGGGGUAAUGUUUCCAGCGUUCAUUUCAUCUUCAAACUCCAACCUUCACCCUCGAUUCUGAAAAUAUGCGCUUUUGGAAUAACCAGAGUUGAGGCGCAAUCGACCAAAUAUUUUCGUAUUAAAUUUAUAUGUAACAUCGUGACAAUCUAAUCACCAAUUUAUGUAGAUUGAGAAUUAGGUAAACAAUUUUGGAUCUUGGACACCGCUGACGCUGUAGACAAAAUUAACAACGAUUUGGUGUAUAGUUAACUUUUCCGUUUAAUUGCUUUGGUUAGUGGGGUUGAGCUGGAGAACACAAUAAUAUAAGGUAAAACGAUACAUGUUGUAACUAUUUAUAGUAAAAAAUAAAUUUAAUACUAAAGUAUUUUUAGUAAUGUUAUAAUUUGAUAAAAAUUAAUAAACAAUUUGAGUUAAAGAACUCGGAAAAGGUAAAACUGGCAUGAGAGUCAAUGGAGCAGAAGCAUGGAACCGAUGUGUCCACAUCUCUUCCCCUCUCCCUUUUAUCGCACAAAACACACACUCUCAGUCCCUUUUUCCUCCGAUAUUUAUUAUUCUUUUCUCUUUUUAAUUUGUUUAUUUCUUGUAUAAUUAGCGAAAAACAAAAAUCACCAAAGAUUCUACAUUGGUGCAAAAGAAAAAGGAGUAUUAAAAACCUUAUUAUAAUAAUAUGUCAAAACAAAAUAAUAAAGCAGAGAAAUUAAUUCUUAAGCCGCGUUUGCAGUCUUAAGGACAAUGAUGAUGGACUUCUGACCCUUUUCUAGUUGUCAAAAUCAAACAUCAAACAUCAAACAUCAACGUUAAGCAAAAACUGAGUAGUAUAUUUGCGCCAGGUUCCACAGGUAUCUCUUUUUAUAUUUAACUUUAAACAAAUCAUGCUUUGGUUGAUUAAUGACUGUAAAUAUCCAUCACUAAUAAAUGUUACAUACAUUUUUACAAAUUAGAUAAAACAUAAUUUACCUGAAUGUGUGGUCACAAAAAUAGUGUAUAUUUCUUAAAACUAUGGUAUCUUGUUAUCUACUGUCGGUCAUAUAAAUUUGUAAGCCCUUGUUUUUUUUUUGUAGAUAGGUUCGAUAACGAUAGUUUUUUUUUGUUUUUUUAAUGAGAAACGAUUGUUUUUUUUUGGAAAAAUAAAAACGAUUGUUUUCAACCGUAACUUUGUGUUUAUCAUGUGAGAUAAAAUACAAUACUCCAUUUGAAAGUGUAAAUGUAAGAAAUGAUCUAUUUGUUUCAUCUUUCAUUUGACAAGAUUUAAAUAUUUGAAUACUGUUGUAAAUCAUUUGCGAACUAAACUAAAAAAAACUCGAUUGAGAUAAAUAUCUGUACUUAGUGUUUUUUAUAUUUAUGUGAAUUAAUAAACUAUAGCAUUUUAUAUCUGUAUUUAUAUUACUUUAAAAUAUAUAUUUUUGGAAAACUAUCUUAUGUAAUUAAGGAAUGUAUCUUUUUGCCUUUUAUCAUUUUUAAAAUAAAUAAGUAUUGAUUUUUUUUAAGAAACUAAAAUUAUAACUCAUUUGCAAAUAUAUACUUAAGCAAAUGCAACCAAAAAUAUAAACAGUCAAAGAAUUAAGGCUAAUUUGGCUUUUCCAGUCUGGUUUUUUUGGGUGAAACAAAAGCUUAUUGUGGUUUUUAAAAAAACAUAGAAAGGAAGAGGAAAUAGGAAUUACGAUAAUCUUAUAUAACUUGGCAAAAAUUUAUACAAUGUCACAUAUUAGGUUAUUUAUAGAGAAAGGUCGUAUGAUAGUAUUAAAAUACAUUUUGUUCAAAAUACCAUACAAAAUAAGUUUCUUCUGAAAUAGCAUUACAUCAAAUUUUAAAAUACUUUUUAAUUUUAUAUUUAGGUUUGGGGUUUAGUGAUUAUGGUUUAGUAUUUAAUUAAGAGGUAAACUAUGAUAAUGGUUCAAGGUUUCAAGUAAUUUAGUCAUUUUAUUUUUAAUUAAUGCUAUUUAAAUAUUUUCUUGUAAAUUUGUUUUUAUCAUAAUUUUUGUGAUAUUUAAAUCAUUUACCUUUGAAAAUAUUAACAACAGAGCGAAAGCCUUAAAGGGAUAUGCCUACUCUAAUAAACAUUUUACUAUUGUAGACUGAUUAAAAUUGAAUAGUAUUUGUAUUUAAAUUUCUGUUUACAUAUAAGAAAAUAGUACAAGUUUUUAAAUAUAUUUUGGUUUUAAAAGCAAUUUUAUUUGAAAUACUUUUGGGUAGAGUUAUCAUAUUUGAGAACCCACUCAUUUUUAUAUUGUUAGCUCUUUUUAUUUUUUGGUACAACAUACUCACAUUGCCAGAAAUUCCAAAAGAGGUUGUUCUAACAUCACCACUCGUUUCAUUUCUCUGCAAAAAGCAAAGCCCACCAAAAAGCUAAAAAGAAACCCUAAUAGUCGUCUGACUCAUCACUCUUCAUAAACCCCAAAGGCAGAUAAACUAAAUCAGCUUGAGUCUCAAAAGAUCAAACAAAAUAGAUUCUCUGGUUCUUCUUGCUCCCUUCUCUCUCUCUUUUUAAUAAUAAAAACUCAUAUUGGGCUAUUUUUAAUCCACUCUUUAAUUUGAGUGCUUCUUGAAAUGGGUGAGACAACAAAAGGAGAUGCUACAAAACCAUCACCAAAUCAAAUCUCCUCGCCUAAAGAUUCUUCACUUGAUCACCAAACUCCAACCCCAUCACCCAUCCACCACCAUCACCAAUCUUUCCACCCUUCUCCGAUCUUCAUCUCCACCGUCUCUUCUCCGGGAGCUCCGAUCAUCCCCAAACGACCACGUUUCAUCUCUUCCAGUGGUCUUUCUCCACCUCAAUGGAAAGCCUUGCCGUCACCUUCCACCUUACCAACUGCUGCCACAUUCCCUUCAUUACCGUCCCCUUCCACUGCCGUUGUAGCCGCCUCUUCCACUGAAACCGCCGCAUCUUCACCGCUGGAACAAGAAGGUAUUAACACCGAGAAACAACAACUCGAAACGGAGUCGUUUCAACAUAAAUUCAGAAAAGGGAAAUACGUGAGCCCUGUAUGGAAACCACACGAGAUGCUAUGGCUAGCAAAAGCUUGGAGAGUCCAGUACCAAAAACAAGAAACCGGGCCUGGUUCCGGAUCCGGGUCUGGCGAGGGAAGAGGGAAAACACGGGCUGAGAAAGACAGGGAAGUAGCUGAGUUCCUUAACCGGAACGGUGUAAACCGGGAUUCAAAAAUCGCCGGUACGAAAUGGGACAACAUGCUUGGUGAGUUUAGGAAAGUGAACGAGUGGGAGAAAGGAGGAGAUAGAGAGAAAUAUGGUAAGAGUUACUUCAGGCUCUCUCCUUACGAGAGGAAACAACAUCGACUUCCCGCUUCUUUCGACGAAGAAGUGUACCAAGAACUUGCUCUUUUCAUGGGUCCACGUGCCAGAGCUCUGUCUAUUAAACGUAGUAGUGGCGGAGCUCCGGCUGACGUUACCUUAACACCUCCUCCUGCUGAGACGUUUCCUCCUAUUCUUCAUCCACCGUUCAUGACUUCAAGAGACGAUGAUGUUGAUAAUAACCGUAUCACUUCGAUCGGAAGAGGGAAGAGACUAGCAUUAUCAAUAGCUGGGGAUGAUCAUCCUCAAUAUCCGUAUACACACAACAUUGGUAGAGGGUCAGGUUUAUUCUCUAAUAGGUCAUACUUCAAUCCUUCUUUUGAGACGAUUCCUUCUUCCUCUUCAUCUUUAAAAGAUCUUCGUCGUAUUGGGAAAAUACGGUUAACCUGGGAGGAAUCGGUUAACUUGUGGGCUGAAGAAGGAGAGGUUGAUUAUGGGAGAAUUAGGGUUAGUGGGUCGAGUUUCUUGAAUGCAGACGAGCUCACCUACUUGGAUGAUUCCAUGGUGGCUUGUACAAUGGAAUCUUUUGAAGAUGGACCUCUUAGAGGAUUCUCUUUGGAUAAAUUCAUUUCUGGUCAACAUCUUAAAGUCUUUGGAAGACAAAAGUCAACAUCAUCAUCUGCUCCUUCACCUUCAGUUAAUAUGGCAAAUUCGAUUGAUCGAGCUCAGCUUCCACUCGCAGUGCCAAUUAACAAAUCAAUAUCAACAUUGGAGUUCCAAGACCCAUCAGAGCAUUACUUGAGUAGCUUGCGGGUCCCGGCGGCAAAUCCUCCGAGCUUAUUUGAGCUAGGACGGUACCUUCAAGAACCGCCGCCAGAAAAUCUCCGGUUUCCUAUCCGGCGAGACGUCUACAAAGACUUGCCGCCGGGGAAAGAGCUCUUCUUCUCCACUUCCACAACGGAGCUUCUAGAUUGUAGAGCAGUCACAUAUGAUAUCAUCAGCCCCGUAAUGUUCCGCUUAAGCCCUAAUUCCGUCAUUUCCAGCAAAGACUCGCUGAUCCCUCUUUGGGACGACUGCGUUAACCGGAUGGUUUCAAAGUUUUGCGAUAUGGUGGUUUUGCGCAAACCGGAUUCGUCUUCUUUUGUUGAAAACGUUCAAGAUCAGUGGCCAAACGUUGUGGGAUUCGUAAAAGGAUUCGGAUUAUGGAGAGGAGAAGAGGUCGAGAAGGUACGCGAAGGUGCAGCUGUUCCUUCUUCUCUAUUGGUCAAAAAGAUUCUUUGGUCGUACGACGAUCUUCCUUACAUUCUUGGUUACCACGCAAUAGGGUUCACCGUAACCUUCUGCGCUUUGAGCCGUUCUUCGCAAGACCGAGUGGUCUGCACUGAUCUUUAUUCAUUCGACGUCUCUUCACCGUCGGACAGAAUCAAGGCCUUGGUUCCUUGUUACCGUCUCGCUUCUCUUUUACAUUUGCUUGCAGAUCGGUGCACUAUGAGGCAUUUAUGUUACAACGACUUCGAGAGAAUUAGUCAUAGAGAUUUCGUAACCGAGAUAACCCCUAACACGGUGACUAAGUAUUACUCAAGCAAGAGAAAAUGGAGUGUAGUGAAAGGAAUCUACGAUUUUCUCGACCAAAGAGUUCCACACGCGGAGCAUUUGAAUAGUGCAAGAGAGAAGGAACUAUCACUGAGUUUUAAGCCACGUGGUGUAAGAGUCAAACCAUGUAAUGUUGAUCAGCUUAUCGAGUCUCUGAUGUGUGUGACGAGAGCUCUUGUUGCGCUUCAUGACCUUUCGUUCAUGCAUCGUGACAUGAGAUGGGAAAAUGUCAUGAGAAGCGCGGAAAUGACGACAACCACAUCGGACGCGGAAUGGUUCGUUUGCGGGUUUGACGAAGCGGCUGAGUCCCCGCAGCUUAACCCGCACCGGUCUAUGGACGAGGAAGAGGAGGAGGAGAAUGGGAGGCAAGCUCCGGAGAUGGAGAGAGGGUUGCAUGCGGUGAAAGUGGAUGUAUGGGGAGUGGGUUAUAUGAUAAAGACUUGUGGAUUGACUAAUGUGCCAAAGAUGUUGAGAGAACUUCAAGGGAAGUGUUUGGAGCCGAACCAGGAGAACCGACCAACCGCAGCCGAUUGCUUCCACCACCUGCUUCAGGUUCAGUCUGCCAGUUCAUCCUCGUAUUAGUCCUUUUAAUUAUAUUUUCUUAGUUCACAUAUGAAUCUUGGAAACUUAGAUCAACAUUUAGGUUUUGACCACCAGCCGAGAAAACUUUGUCCCUUUUUAAUAAUUUUGGCAGCUUUGAAACUGGAGCAACGUUUCGUUUCGAAUAUUUUGAGAGAUGGUAGUGAGUAGUAGUUAGCAGCGGAUAAUAUAUUAAUAUCUAAUAUUUUCGCUGGACUCAUGAUAUGCAAAAAUAGAAGCAAUUGUAGCUUAAAAUAUAGUUUUCUUUAUUUUUCAAUCGAGAGUUGAUUAUCUUUAUCAUAAACCAUCGUUACAAGAGAAUGGCACUUCACGAUUAUACCUCUGAGAAAAACAGCAGACCCAACCACUCCCUAACAGCAACAAACCCCGGCCGGAACCUAAUACCCCGCCAUCACCAAAACACAUCACAGGCUAUUUCUUUCAUUUACAAAAAGAUCCUCAUUCAACCAAACCGGGGCUCCUGUCGCCAGGCCCGGCUCAAUCAUAUAUUGGGCCCUGUGGCCUGCAUAGAUUUUGUUUAUAUGAGAAUAAGAUACAUAAUUUUUUUUUUAAAUACAGUCCUAAAAUUUUCUAGAAAAAACGUUAAAUUCUUACUUAAAAAUUAUAAAAACAAACUGGGUCUAGUGCAAAUGCACCAUGGGCACUAUCCAAAAGCCGGGCCUGCUUGUCGCAACAUAAAGAUUGGACCAAAUAUUUUUGGAUCACACUUUGAGCAAUGAAAGAAGCGACUUUGUUGACAUCUUUGGCUAUACUUUCGACUUUGCAUUCUCCAAUACCACAAAGGCCUCUAACAAUGUCAAAGCUGGCCAAGCGUGAGGCCGAUUUAUAGCCCAAAAAAUCCUUCAAUUCACUUGCAAACAACACCUUUUUAAUCUUCUGGCUUGACAUACUCUCCACCGCCCAUAUAAUUGUCUUUAGGUUUGCUUCGUCUCUGUUCCUGCAACCAUAAAAGGCUUAAUAUAUAAUUUUUUUUUGAGUAUAUAUUUUAAAAAGAAACAAAAGGAGGAAUAAGAUAUUUGAUUGUUGACUGAUGAGAAGUUAGGGUGUGUGUCGGGAGAAGCAACCAACAUGGGGUUAAACCGAAAUGGCGGCUGUUUUCUAUCACCUGUCUCAGUUCACCUGCGCCAUAUUUCACAUUUAAACGGAUACUAGAUUUUGAUCCGUGCUUAGAAAACGCGGAUUUAUUUUUCAUUUAUUGAUCCAAAAUUGAUUAAAACUACCAUUAUUUUUUUUGUUUCAAAUACAAUUGAACUUUUAUGUUUUUAUCAUUUGUUUUUCUUCAAAGGAUGGUAAUUGUUCAAAAUAUAUUUAAGCAUGAUAAGUAUGAUUUAAUAGUAUAUAUAUAUUAUAUAUUGAAGAACAAUGUGUUCUCAUUAUUGAAAUGUAGUAACAAUAUGAAUUAUCGGUUUUAAAUUGAAAAUGAGUUUAUCUUGCCAUAUUCUAUAUUAUAGUUCUAACCAUUAAUCUCCACUAUUUUUUUAUCCCAAUUCGAUUUUGAAGCUACUACUAUUUUUUUACCUGUUCUUUCAAAGCACAAAUAUUUAUUUUUAUGACUAUUUUGAUAAAAUUUGCAUGAUUUAUAACUUUUAUAAUUUUGAGUUUCAAGUAGUAUUUUCAUAUCCAACACAGAUCCGUGGUCAAACCAGUAGACUCAUCACCAUGUAUAUAAUCCGGUUCAGAUUUAAUGAAAAAUUUGUUAACAAAAAAUCUGAAAGAAAUCCGGUAAAACUCAAAACCCGCUAUUAACCAGUUGGAAGUAGUCUUUAUAAAAAAUGAUUUGAUAUGAUAUAUCAUGUGGUCGAGUUUAAUGUGAUCUUGAUGGACUGUAGUCAUAUUGUUGUAGUACAUUGUUAUAUUGAAAUUUUGAGUAAUUAUGUUGUAAAGAAUAAAAACAUUUGGCUAAAGUUGUUUUUAUACUGAAAUAUUGUAUGUGUAUAAUGGGUUUUCAAAAAGAUAUAGUUCUUUAUGAUUUUUAUGUAUAUGAUUAAGUAUGACCACUAAAAGUUUGAUUUUAUGGAGUAAUUUAAGAUUAGAUUUCAUUUGUGUAUAAUAAAAUGAUUUCUCAAAUGAUACUUAUGGUUUUUAAAUUUGAGCAUUUAAUUAAUGAAUAUUCUUGAUUAUUGGACUGCAUAUGUAGCUAUAGGCUAAUAUGCUAUUAAUGAGAAUUAAAAUUUCAUUGGAAAAGUAAAAGCAUUUUAGGUAAAAUUUAGUUUUUCAAUAAAGAAAAAAACAGAAACAAUGUUUUAAUAGUAUAGAUAUUUUAGAAUCAUAUAUACCUAUUGUGCUAAUCAGGUUUGGAGCUUAAGAGGUCAUAAAACGUUUAAAAUAAUGAAGACUGGCGUGGUAGCAGGCGAGAAUUGCGACCAGAUGAUGGCUG